Messenger RNA from Helianthus annuus (common sunflower), 999 nucleotides. RefSeq lists its product as uncharacterized. The transcript has a single exon. Lineage: Eukaryota; Viridiplantae; Streptophyta; Magnoliopsida; Asterales; Asteraceae. Bases 1 to 999 code for a protein of 332 amino acids. The record is from RefSeq and is a predicted model, not a curated record.
AUGGCGCAACUGUUAAACAACUCCAGCAAUGCCAAUCAAAUAUCUGAAAAGCGAUACCAGCAACAUGAGGAGCGUUUCAUGGCACAAGAAGGGGAAAUGCGGAGCCAGAAGGCUUCAAUACAAACCAUUGAGAAUCAAGUAGGGCAAUUGGCCAAGAUGUUGUCUGAAAGACCCCAAGGUAGUCUUCCAGGUAACACAGAACCAUACCCAAGAGGGCAUGUUAAUGCAGUAAUGACGAGGAGUGGUAAAGCCACGGGACCUGACAAAUCGAACUCACCACCGAUCACUGAUACGAUCCAAACUGAUGCUUCAGAUGAGGUGCACGCUAGGCGAGUCCCAGCAAGUACAGCACAGUUCCAGGAGCCAGGUAAAGAUUUCAUUCCUCCUGUCCCAUAUCCGAGCAGAUUGGAGAAGCAAAAGAACGAUGAAGAACAUGGUAAGUUUUUAGAAAUGUUUAAACAAUUACACAUAAACAUACCAUUUGUUGAGGCGUUGGCUCAAAUGCCUAAAUACGCAAGGUUCUUAAAAGACAUCCUCACAAACAAGCAGAAGCUCGAAAGCUUGUCUUGUGUGUUGAUGAAUGAAAACUGUUCAGCCCUUCUCCAAAACCAUCUACCUGAAAAGAUGGGAGAUCCGGGCAGUUUUACUCUUCCCUGUCUCAUUGGCAGCAUGUCUGUCAGUCACGCAUUAGCCGAUUUAGGAGCUAGCAUAAACCUUAUGCCUUAUAAGGUUUUUGCUAAAUUAGAUCUGGGUGAACCUUCGCUCACUAGAAUGAGCAUUCGCCUUGCAGAUCGUUCACUCAAAUAUCCGCGUGGAUUCGUUGAAAACAUGCUUGUUAAAAUCGAUAAAUUUGUUUUUCCCGUGGAUUUUGUUAUUUUAGACAUGGACAAAGAUUCAAAAGAGCCAUUAAUAUUUGGACGCCCGCUCCUCAAAAGAGCCAUUAAUAGUUGGACUCCCGCUCCUAAUAGUUGGCAGCUGGCCAAAUCACGCUCCGAGUAA